This is a messenger RNA of Colletotrichum scovillei, 2343 nucleotides long. RefSeq lists its product as uncharacterized. Gene Ontology annotation, cellular component: cytosol; mitochondrion. Gene Ontology annotation, molecular function: aconitate hydratase activity; 4 iron, 4 sulfur cluster binding. The record is from RefSeq and is a predicted model, not a curated record. The transcript is spliced from 5 exons. Bases 1 to 2343 code for a protein of 780 amino acids. Gene Ontology annotation, biological process: tricarboxylic acid cycle. Lineage: Eukaryota; Fungi; Ascomycota; Sordariomycetes; Glomerellales; Glomerellaceae.
AUGAUGUUAGCGCUGUUGAAGGCAACUAGGUCAAAUGGACGCUCCUCCUUCAAACAAUCUUCGUACGCAGCAUGGAGAAGACAUUUUGCAACUCCAGCCGCAUCUGUACAAGUUCCGUUAAGUCCUUUGGAGCCGUACAACCCAUUAGAUUAUGGAUCGCGACUACAAGCCCUUCAUGACCUGCAAAAGUCCAAUAAACGACCCCUGACUCUCUCCGAAAAGAUCCUAUACAGCCACCUAGUCCCCGGCAAAGAUGGGUGGUCGCUCGACGAAAUACAUCGAGGCAAGACAAUAUUGCGCCUGCGGCCCGAUCGAGUAGCAUGCCACGAUGCCACAGCAACAAUGGCCUUGCUUCAAUUCAUUAGCGCUGGUCUUCCACGCGUCAGAGUUCCGACAUCCGUUCACAGUGACCACCUGAUCGUUGCCGAGAAAGCGACCACGAAGAGUGUAUGCUUUCUCGGUAGUGCGACGAAGAAAUACGGAAUCGGGUACUGGAAGCCAGGAGCGGGAAUUAUACACACAACCAUCUUCGAGAACUACGCAUUCCCAGGCGGCCUGAUGAUUGGCACGGACUCGCACACACCGAAUGCCGGAGGAAUGGGCAUGCUAGGUAUCGGUGUCGGUGGAGCCGAUGCUGUCGAUGCAAUGUCUGGUAUGCCGUGGGAGCUCGUCUGUCCAAAGGUCUGCGGCGUGCGCCUGACCGGCAAACUCCAGGGAUGGAGCUCGUCAAAGGACAUAAUCUGCCCUCACUGCACCGAAACGCUGGGAGCUACGGCGAUGGCAACCGUCUGCAACAUGUCUGCCGAAAUUGGGUCAACAUCUUGCGUGUUCCCUUACUCUGAAGCGAUGUCGCGAUACCUAUCAGCCACGAAUCGGAAGAAUAUCGCCGACUAUGCCGAUAUUUUCAAACAGCCACUCCUUCUUGGAGACGAGGGUUGCGACCGCUACUACGACGAAAUAAUCGAGAUAGACCUCUCGACCCUUGAGCCUCACAUUAAUGGCCCCUUCACCCCGGACCUGGCACACCUAUCUCAAUUCAAACGACAUGUCAGCGAUUGCACCAAUAGCUCGUACGAAGAUCUAGAAAAGGUUCGCCAUCUCGUCGUGCAAGCCAGAGAAGCCGGGCUAGAGAAGACAAAGACGCGAUUCCUAGUUAGCCCAGGAAGUGAGCAAAUCCGUGCUACGGCAGAGGAGGAAGGGAUUCUCGAUACGCUCAGACAAGCUGGAGCAGUUGUUUUGAGUAAUUCCUGUGGCCCAUGUGUCGGGCAAUGGGAUCGGGAAGACGUCGAUGUCAAGAACGCCGAAAGGAACUCGGUCAUUUCCAGCUUCAACCGCAACUUCACAGGUCGCCACGACAGCAAUCCGGCCACUCAUUCUUUUGUCACAUCACCUGAGCUCGCCGCAGCAUUUGCCUUCGCUGGCAAUCUCACGUUCAACCCCAUGACUGAUGACAUACCCAUACCCGGUCCAUAUGGUGCUCCCAAGAAAUUCCGCUUCACGCCCCCUCAAGCUGCCGAGCUCCCGGUCAUCUUCUCUCCAGGCGACGACCGUUUUCAACCUCCUGUACUAUCAGACACAACGGAAUUGAAAGUCAGCAUCCUCCCUUCCAGCGAUAGACUCCAGCUCCUGACACCAUUUAACGGAUGGCGAGUCGGCCAAGCGCGUGGCAUGAACAUCCUGAUCAAGGUGCGUGGCAAAUGUACGACAGAUCACAUCUCGCCCGCUGGUCCUUGGUAUAAGUACCGGGGCCACCUGGAGAACAUCAGCAACAACAUGCUCCUCGGAGCCACCAAUGACUUCUUAGCCGACGCCAGCUCAUUGAACGUGAUUGGUAAAGCCAUGGAUCCGGUCGAUGGCCAAAUCAAACCCGUGCCUCAAGCUGCGAGAAGCAUGAAGAGCGCCGGCAUCAGGUGGUGCAUCAUCGGAGAUGACAAUUACGGCGAAGGAAGCUCGCGAGAACAUGCUGCGCUGGAGCCGCGAUAUUUGGGUGGUGUUGCCGUCAUUGCCAAGAGCUUUGCCAGAAUUCACGAGACGAACUUGAAGAAACAGGGCAUGUUACCGCUUACGUUCAGUGAUCCCGCAGACUACGGCAAAAUACAGAAGGGGGACCAAAUUACGCUUGUAGACGUCGAAGAUGCUGAUCUGCGGCCCGGAAAGCAGGUGACCAUGGAGGUCGUCACCCUACAAGGCUCCAGGUGGACGGCCAAAUUGAAUCACAGUUUCGAAACCAAUCAGAUUGAAAUUGAAUGGUUGCGGGCGGGAGUGCGCUCAACCACAUCAAGCGCGUUGCACUUCGCGGCGAAGCAUGAUUAUACCUUAUCGGCGUUAGCCCCGAGACCCUAG